AUGAAGUGGUCAAGCCACUGUGCCGAGCGGACGGAAAUGCGGGUCACGACGAGGAAUGCCUUUAUCUUCUUGGUGCUCUGUCUGCAAGGCUUCAUGAUCCUUCUACGAUUCAUCUCCAAAGGAGCUGCCUACUACCGCGUCGUUCGUAUCCAUUCCAUCGUCACAACUGAAUGCGUCAUGUUGAUUGGCUCAUUGUACAUCUGGAGCCGGCUCUCGCACGCCGUCUGGUUGGUUUUUGAUUAGAUUAUUGUCUUUCGUUUUCAUUUUAGUAGGAGGAGUCCCAAAUUUGAGAGUGUUUGCAUAAGCCUUUCGUUUUAUGAGGAGAGAAGUGAGGAAAAUUGAAAAAAAAAGAAUUUUAUAAAAAUAGUAAAUUUGAAGUUCAUUAUAACCCAUUUUCAAAAAGUAGCGUUUUUUUAAACAAGCUUUCUUGGCUCAUAUUUUAAAAUUGGUCUCUAAAAAAAUCUUCUGCAAUCGUGAGAACAACGAGUAAAUUUUUAAAAAAAGUGAUGAUCAUCAAAAAAAUUUUUCAGCCACUUCUUUUUUUGUUGAAUCAAAAAUUUAUUUUUCCAGAAGAGUUUGUGAAAAAAAUUAUAUUCCUAUUUCUGAACCCUCAAGUUUUUCCCAAGCAAAAAAAUCAUAAUUUUUCAAUGAAAAAUACGGUUCUAUAAAAUUUCCAGCAAGCGUAAAAAAAUAAUGAUACCAAGGUCAGCUUAAGUUUUUUUCAUUACCGCAUUCCAAAGUCAAUACGAGAAGUUUUGUACUCAAAAAAACUUUAAAUUUUAUGAGUUCUUCUUCAAUAAUUUCACUCAAAGACUGUUUUUAGUGAUCUUCUGCCGUCGGACCACGAACAUCCGAUGCCUGCCCGGUGGCGUUGGAGGAGAAUUUGCAUGCACGACGUCGCCAGAUCCGCUGUCGUCAUGUUCUUGGUUCUCAGCCAUCUAUCAUUUCUUUUCUACUACAUCUUUCUAGGUUAGUGGUUUUCACAAUUUGGUCAAAAAUGAGCUGGUUCGGUUCAAUUUGUAACAAUAUUACUUACUUUACUUUGAUACUUUGAUGGUCCAUCUUCGCUGAUGUUAUCAGCGUUUAUAAAGAAAUGGAGAGGAAACUUUGAAAAUAAUAAAUUUCAGGAGCUGAGCCGAACCUCUUCGCAUUGGUCUGCUUGAGUGCGAUGGCAGCUUUCCUGCACGUUUUCUUCUUCUUGCUUCUCGCCGAUUUCAUUUAUUACUCGAUGCAGUUUUUCCACGAAUGUGUUUUCAACAACAGCGUCUACAUGUGAGUUGUAUACUAAUAUAUGUAUAACAUCUUCAUGAUAUUUUCCAAAUUAUCCAACGAUGGUUUGGAAAAUUUCACGAAGAUGUCUUAAAAGGCGGUCGAGGAAUAAUUAAAACUUUUCCAAGAAAUUGAAGCAGAAAGAAAAGGAAAUUGGAAUGAGGGUUUAAUCAGGAAAAGAAUUUUUCUUUGAGAAGAGAAAAGAAAAUGUUCACAUUUAGAUCAGUUGGAAUGGUUCAGCUUGUGACAAUGCUUAGGAACUUCAGAGUGGUUCCUAUAGGGGCAACCAUAGGAAACAUACUUGUGGAUAAUUAUUAUGAACUAUAUGCGAAGAAGCAUUUUCACAAGAAAAACUGAAUAAACAUACGUUUUUGGGCUAAAAAAAGGUCUCCUAAAGGUCCUACUAGAGCUUUAGGGGCUAAGAGGUCAGAUCCUGAAUUCCUAUAGGAACCACCUUAAUUUUACCUCUAUAGAGACCACUUUUUCAACUUUUGAUACUACCUUUGAAUAACAAAAUUUUUUUUCAAAAUAAUGAUGGUUAGGAAGAUAAGAAGGUUAAGGAGAUAAGAACGUUAGAUAAGGUACAAAAAAGAUAAUUUCAUUUUUUCUUGACAAUCCUGUUUCAGGUAUUUGCGACGCAGCCGUAGUUACCACAUCUUGCUGGCCUUCGUUUGUGGAAUGCUCUUCAUGUUUGGAGGACUCGUUUCCACGAGAAUGAACCCCGUUUAUGUCGAUGUGGACAUCCCAAUGAGGGUAAGCUAAAGCAAUUUUAUUCAUUAUUUCACGACUUUUUUUCCAGAAGUUUUCCGAUGGCAGUGAGAACAUUUCGAUCGCCCUUUUGUCGGACAUCCACAUUGGUCCGUCGGUCGGCAGAACUCGCAUGGAAACUAUCGUCAAGCUGACUAAUAAACUCAAGCCGGGUAAUUUUUGAUCUUAAAAAAAUGAAGAUAUAUUCGGAGUUUUUUUUAGAUAUUAUUGCAAUCGCCGGUGAUUUGGCCGAUGGAAUGGUCCGCGAUUUUGGCAAUGCUGCAGCUCCUCUCUGUCAUCUUCAUGCUCCUUAUGGCGUUUAUUUUUGCCACCGGUUAGAUUUUUUUCUUAGUCAUAUUGACAUUUUUGAAAAAAAUUGAUGACAUUAAAGAAAAAAAGUAUAAUCACAUCGAUUUCAGGUUUUUUUCUGAUUUUUCUCGGGAAUGUUUUUUUCAGACGUUCGUUAUGAUUUUUUUCAAUGCACUGGAAUCUUUCAUCAAUCAUAUAAAAAAAUUUGAGGAAUGCCUUUUUGAUUCAAAAUGAGAAAAAUUUUUUUGAAAAUUUUUGUUUCUAAAUCAAAAAUUCAAAUGACCUGAUUUGAAAUUGGAAAGUUCUUUUAGGGAAUCACGAAUACAUGCAUGGAAACGUCGCCGAGUGGUUUGACUUUCUGAGACUUUGCAACAUCACGGUCUUUCCCGUGACUUACUGUGUUUUUUAUACAGAAAUUCUCAGAUUUUGCACAAUCAGAGCAUUCGUAAAGUGAUCAAAGGCCACAAAAUGUGCAUUGCCGGAGCUGAUGACCUGUAUGCUGCUCGUUCGCAGUGAGUUUGAGACACUUUGUGGGACAAAAAAAAAUUCAAAAACGUUUCUGGAUGGUUUUUGAAAAUGCAAACUGGUUUUGACACUUCUCUGAGAUUCAAAGAUUUAGUUGAGAUUUUUCCGGGGUGGCUCUCUUAACCAUGAUAAAAGUGAAGUAAAAACGUAAAAACUUCCGCUUUUUUUAAAAUCCACUUCACGAACCACAGUAAAAGUUACCUUUAACACCCUGAACUGGAAUUUAGAUCUUGGUUACUUUUUUCUGAAGACAGUUUUCUCUUUGAAUUUUUGAUUUUCCCCCCUUUCUACUAUUUUCUCAAAGCAGAAUUUUUUUUUCAGUUUUCCUGGUCACGGCAUGGAUCUCGAAAAAGCCUUAUCUGAAUGCAAUUCGAAUGACACAGUCGUGUUACUGGCUCAUCAGCCGAAUGCUGCAAAACUGGCUUUGAGAAACGAGACGACCAACGGGAACAUUGACCUCAUCCUCUCAGGUUUUAUCAUUUCAUGAUUUUCCAAGGGAAGUUUUUCGUUUUCAGGACACACACACGGAGGCCAGAUGUAUUUGUUCGUGCCUAUUGUGUACUUGGCCAACGCUUUCGCGAGGUUUUUCGAUUUUUAUUUCGGAGUUUGGAAAUGAUCUCCUUUAUUACUGAAGUGAAUGGAUAGGAAAUAGUUCAGAAGUAUUUAGUUCGGGAAAAAAGUUUUGUAUAUGAAAUCUUUCAGAAUCUAUUUUUAAUAUACUUUUUGAAACAGUUUUCAGAAAUCUCCUGGAAAAAAGAAAAAAGUUCUUCUAUGCUCAUUUUCAGCUUUUAGUUAGAAGCCUUGAAAAAGUGAGAAAAACUGUUGAAAAACUCGAAAAACUAGAAUCUUUUUUAAACUUCAAUUUCAGAGGUCUCUACUUCUACGAAAAAACAAAAACUUGGGUUUAUGUGAGCGCCGGAGUCAACUAUUUCGGUCCGCCGAUCAAAAUGUUCAAUAGUUGUGAAAUAAUCAAUAUCCUUCUUUUCAGUAAAUAAUACCUUCUUCCCUUUUUUUCUUUUUGUACAUUUUUUUAUUUUUAAAUGAUACUCAUGUCUUUUUCGUUUUUGUUGGUUUUCUGAAUUAUCUCAGUUCUACGAGUAGAAUAUAUGCAUAACGUAUCCCAGAUAUUAUCGUUUAAUAAGUGUCUAUCCUAUCAAAUAGUCAGUUCUAGGGGUUUUUUUUUUUGGUUGUUGAACAGUUACUUCCGGUUCAGGCAUUCUAGUCAUUUCCUGUUUAGAAUUAUUUCGUCUUUGUUCUUCGUUGUUUCUUUGUUUUUGGAAUCAUUUCUCUGAGCAGCUCGAUGCUGAAUUUACGGCUAUCCAUCAUUUUUUAAAUUGAUAAAGCACAUUUUGUAAAAAUAAACUUGGUUUUGUUAGAAUUUCAAGAAAAUAACUGUUUUUUUUUUUUGCUUGAGGAGAGGGUUGAAAAUUUUUUUUAAAAAUAAACACUUUUGUUGCAUUCUAACAGCUUACAACAUUUACUGGAAUCUCAUCAGACUUCAGUGUCAUAUUGAUAUAAUUUUAGUUCAGAAGCGAUGCCAUUUUUUGAAAACCUGUCUAAAACAUCUGAAUCUGUUUUUUUCUUUGAAAAUUUGGCAAAAUGGAAUGUUUCACUUUAAGCCAACUACCAAAUUAAAUUAGAAUUCUCCAGAAAAAAGCUUGGUUUAAAGCUUUUCUUUCAUUCACUUUUUUGAAAAAACCUGGAAUAUGAAAACACGAUCAUCGAAAAAAUACGAAAGAAACUGGGAAACAACAUUUUAACGGCCACAACGCCUCCAGGCAUCCGGCUCUGGCGUUAUCGAUGUUUGGGCGAGCGGUUGCGGCGCGGCUGCCAUGCAAGGACUUUUUGCUCCGUCUGGACUCUCCAGCUUCUCCUUCGCCGCCCUCGCAACGUUAAUUCCGAUUCAAGAGGGUUUCUUGUCUUUUUUCGUCGUUUCUGUUUAUACCAGUUUUGGCGUCUCUGCAUGGCAAAGUAUAAAAAAAAGGCGAGUCUAAUUUUUUUCUUCUUCUUUUUUUCAAAAAAAUACUUUUUUUCAUUCUCGUGUUUCAUCUAAGAUUGAAAAAUUUUGGGAAAUGAAAACUGCUCUGAAUAACAACUUCCAUUUUUGAGGGUUCAGAACUAUUUUUCAAGUUUUUAUAUCAAUAAAAGUUUCCUAAAAAUUUUUUUCAAGCUGGCGGUGAAUGAGUAAAAAUCUUUUUUCGAAAACUAUUACGGAAGUUUAUUUUCAUUGGUAGCACGUAAGUGCGUUAUUUAAAUUGAAAUUUACGCUUAAACUCAACUAUUUCUAAUAACUUUACGAAAGAAAAUGUCCAUUUUACAUUUUUUUCAGGAAAAGACGCCAAAUAUGCGGACGCGAUAUCGUUUGACGAUGACGACGGCCUUCCAGUUGCUCGGAAAGUAGUUGAAACCACUAAAGAAGUACGUUGAAACAUUUCUAAAAAAAUGUUUCUAUUAAUCUUUCAGAUUGACCAACCUGUGCAUUCAUCUUUCUUUGCCCUAAACGGAUCUCCACUCUCAGCAAUUAAUGCUCAUUUGAUUCCGCCUUUCAUUGAAGAUCCUAUUGAAUUGUGAGUUUCUAUUUAUUUUCAUCUUCUAAAAAAAGAGUUUAGUUUCGACGAGUUUGGCUUCCGCAAAAAGGAUGAAAACUUGAGAAAAGAAGAAAUCUCUGGAGAAGAAGAUCACAAUGAACCCUGUUCUUCAACGGAUAUUGAGAGUGGUUCACACAAGUGAGUGGACUUCCGACUUUUCAUUUUUUUGAGAGUCCUAGUUUGAAAGUUUACAGGAUGAAGUUCAUUUCGAUGCUUCAAAACAUGCACGAAGAUGUUAAAGAAGAGUUGAUGUGGUCGCAUAUUCACGGGAAAGAGUUGAGAGGCGAUAAAUUUGAAGAACUUCUGAAAGAAGGAGGUCAGAACUAUAAAAUUUCUGUCUCUUAGUUUUAUUUUAAGGCAUACCUCACUCGAUGCGACCUUUUCUCUGGGCUAGGUUGACUGGAGCGACUACAAAACAGAGGAAGGCGGGCUACAGUUAUGAAGAAGUUCUGAAGCAAUCGGCUCUCGACAAACCGUCAAUAGGUUGCAAAACUUUUCACAAAUAAUCUGAACUCACUAUGUUUGUAGGAGUUCAAAUUGAACGAGAUCUGCUGCGGACGAUGCCGACCAAUAUUUGUUUUUGGAAGAAAAACGAAAAAGGAGUCGACUCUUUGAGGCGCAUCUUGAAAGCAGUGGCAUUCAUAUACCCAGAUCUCGGAUACUGUCAAGGAAUGGGUGAGUUUUUUUUGUCGUGAUAAUGAAAAUCAGUUUUCAAAUUUGAGGUGUCAUUGUUGCCUCACUGUUACUGUAUUGUUCGGAAGAGACCACUUUUUGGAUGAUGACAGCUUUGAUUGAAGACAUUUUGCCCCCUAAUUAUUAUAGUCAGACGCUUUUGGGCUUACAGGUAGGCUAUCAUUCUGAUUCUCAUCAAGUCGUGACAAAUUACUAUUUUUUGUAGGCGGAUGAAAGAGUUGCUAGACAUUUGAUGAAAUGCCACGUCCCGGAUUUGAACAAAGCUUUGGAUGACUACGAAGUUGAAGUGAGUUCUUUAAGAUUUUUCCUCAUGACGUUUUAUCCUUCAGAUAUCACUUCUAACCGUGAAUUGGCUACUCACUCUUUUCGGAACGUCUUUCCCGACAUUAACUCUUUUACGUGUUUGGGACUUCAUUUUUUACUACGGAAGUGUCACUAUGUUCAGAGUAUGUGAAAAAAACAUUUUUUUUGUUAUUUGAAAAAGUUCAGGUCAUUGUUUCAAUAUUGAAAAUCAAAGAGGAUUAUAUUGUGGAUAUUGCGAACAGUACCAAGUCUUCAGCAGACAUUUUCAACGCUCUCAGUCAAAUUCCACAUGCGGUGAGCAAAAAUAAAAAAAAGUGACGAAGUUUUUGAUCAGGUUAAUGAUGUUGAUCAAGUCCUGGAGUACAUGGAGUCGUUUGAGUUCACAAUCACGGAUCAUCUCAUCAGUGAGCUGCGCAAAAAACACCAGGUUUUAGUGAGAAUGGUAUAAAAGUUAAUCUUUUUUUUUCAGGCGAUUUUGAUGGCAGAUCAGGGAAUGAUUGUAAAUACAACAACUGACACGAAUUUACCAAAGCAGACCACGCAACGCAGGAAACUGACUCGAUCAAAGUCAAUAAUCCAACAAAUUUUCCACAACAAAGAAGAAGUAAGUUAUAAAGAUAUACCGAAAAAGCCAAUUGCUGAAAUGCCAAUGAACAAUUUAUAAUUGUUUGAAACCAGUCGAUAUGUUUCCCUCUCUCCCCCUAUUUAGACAGUCAAACAACUAAAAGGCUUACACAGGAUGCGGCUUCCCAUUGUUUCCCAAAACGUGACAUUGCAGAUGAGCAGCGAUCCAAAAAUGAAAAACGUCCGCCAAACGGAGAUUCUCGUUGAUUUGAAAGAAUCGGUUCUUCAAAUUUGUCGAUAUUUCAUAAGCUGCGAUGAAAAAAUGGAGAUGAACGUGUGCACACAGGUCAGUUCUACUUCUCCCAAUUCUAUGAUCGUUUUUGGACUAUUCAGACUGACUACAGCCCAGAAUCCCAUACGAAAGAUAUUGAAAACUAUUUGAAAGGCAGACGUGAAGGACACAAAAGGGCCCGUGCGUUGUUGGAUUUUGCUAGACAAGAUGAAGACGAAUUGGGAUUCCGGUUUCAACGACGACCUGAUUUCUAAUCUUUUCAUUUUUCAGAAAGAAUGAUAUCAUCACUAUAAUUAGCGAGAAAGAUGAACAUUGUUGGGUCGGAGAAGUCAACGGACUGAGAGGCUGGUUUCCCGCGAAAUUUGUAGAGGUCUUGGUUUUUAAAAGGUCCGCUGAACGUUUCAAGUACAGGUCGUUGACGAGAGAGGCAAAAGUUACACAAUAUAUGGAGACGAAGCGGUUUCCCCGGAAGUUACAGAAUACAUUCGUGGUUUGCAGUUUUUUGGAAGGAGCGUGUCAAAUUCUUCAUUUUAGGAAGAUUAGCGAAUAGUUUCCGACAAAUAAUGGAUCAUGGGAUCAGAGAAAGCGCUUUGUACCCUAGCACUCCGUAUCAUCCUUGGUCAUUUCUAGGUUGAUAUAAAUCAGAAGAUUUCUCAAAAUUGAGCUAUGAUUUACAGAAGACAUCGCUUAUUACUCGGUGGAAAAAAACUUCAGCUCCGUUUAUUCUCGGCUAACACUUUGCAACACAUUCAACCUUGACCAGGAUGGAAAGUUGUUGACCCCGGAAGAAUUAUUAUUUCGUUCUGUUCAAAUGGUCAACGAUUCACACAACGCUGCUUCAGCCCAUCCAGAUGUGAAACUGAGGUUCUGAGAAAUUCGGUUUAAUAUAAUGUCAUAUCAAUUUCCAGGUCUUUGUUGGUGGUUGGUGUGAAUGAACAGUGUCUGCAUUUGUGGUUCGAGCUUUUAUGUGCGACUUUCAGUCACGAACACAUAAGGAAUAAAUAUUACCACAGUUGGGCUUUUAUCCGAUCUCCUGCAUGGCGACAGGUGAGAAGUUUAUUUGAUGUUAGGAGCAAUAAAAACUCAGAAUUUGCCGAGAUGUGCACUGAAAUUUCUUCAUUCUGACUAGAAAACAUUUUUUUGGUUGAUUUUUGACCCACCGUAAUAUGGAAACAGAAAUCGAGUAAAUAUUUCUUGCGUUAGAAUCAAUCUGCUUUGAAGUUCUAUCUAGCAAAUAAUCAGAAAGUUUAAAAAUAUUGUGCGUUAGCUUCAAAAGCAUAUUAACUUCUCAAAGGAAUUAUUCUGCCAUUGACAAUUUUGAAAUUCACAGAUAAAAUGCGACCUCCGACUGCUCAGUCAGUUCUCCUUCAAUCUUGGAAUGUGCUUCGAAAUCGAAGGAAUCGACAAGAAGAAGAAGAAAAAUGGCAACGGGGUUAAUUGGAUUUUCUUUUUUGAAACAGUAAACCGAUCUUCAGAUGUUUACCGGCCACAAAAAACGUAUCCUCUCGACGGUCGUGACGUCAUCAAUGGAUCAGAAAAACGGCGACGAGCCUCUGAAACAAGGAGUCACCGACAUGCUCAUCAAGCAUCACCUCUUUUCCUGGGAUCUCUGA
Caenorhabditis auriculariae is the source of this 8903-nucleotide messenger RNA. The record is from the annotation of a GenBank genome assembly. Lineage: Eukaryota; Metazoa; Nematoda; Chromadorea; Rhabditida; Rhabditidae.